ACUUGAAGCUUUCUCCUUUCUCUGCCAUGGCGAAACCGGUGUCCAUUGAAGUGUAUAAUCCUAAUGGGAAAUACAGAGUUGUUAGCACAAAACCGAUGCCGGGUACUCGCUGGAUCAAUCUCUUGGUAGACCAAGGUUGUCGCGUUGAGAUAUGUCAUUUGAAGAAGACGAUCUUGUCUGUAGAAGAUAUCAUUGAUCUGAUCGGAGACAAGUGUGAUGGAGUCAUUGGUCAGUUGACGGAAGAUUGGGGAGAGACUCUGUUUUCAGCUCUGAGCAAAGCUGGAGGGAAAGCUUUUAGUAACAUGGCCGUUGGUUACAACAACGUCGAUGUUGAAGCUGCCAAUAAGUAUGGAAUUGCCGUCGGUAACACUCCGGGAGUGUUGACUGAGACGACGGCCGAACUAGCUGCAUCUCUUUCCCUGGCUGCUGCAAGAAGGAUUGUUGAAGCGGACGAAUUCAUGAGAGGUGGCUUGUACGAGGGAUGGCUUCCUCAUCUGUUUGUGGGGAACUUACUUAAAGGACAAACUGUUGGAGUUAUUGGAGCUGGACGUAUUGGAUCUGCUUAUGCUAGAAUGAUGGUGGAAGGGUUCAAGAUGAAUUUGAUCUACUUUGAUCUUUACCAAUCCACUCGUCUUGAGAAAUUUGUGACAGCAUAUGGACAAUUCUUGAAAGCAAACGGUGAACAACCUGUGACAUGGAAGCGAGCUUCGUCCAUGGAGGAGGUGCUACGCGAGGCUGAUCUGAUAAGUCUUCACCCGGUGCUGGACAAAACCACUUACCAUCUUGUCAACAAGGAGAGGCUUGCCAUGAUGAAAAAGGAAGCAAUCCUUGUGAACUGCAGCAGAGGUCCUGUGAUUGAUGAGGCAGCUCUGGUCGAACAUCUCAAAGAGAACCCGAUGUUCCGAGUUGGUCUCGAUGUGUUUGAGGAAGAGCCAUUCAUGAAACCAGGGCUUGCUGAUAUGAAAAACGCUAUUGUUGUUCCUCACAUUGCUUCUGCUUCCAAGUGGACUCGUGAAGGAAUGGCUACACUUGCAGCUCUCAACGUCCUCGGAAGAGUCAAAGGGUACCCAAUUUGGCAUGACCCGAACCGAGUCGAUCCAUUCUUGAACGAAAACGCUUCACCGCCCAAUGCCAGUCCAAGCAUCGUCAACUCAAAAGCCUUAGGAUUGCCUGUUUCGAAGCUAUGAGUUAAGUAUAAAGAAGGGGAGAUUUGGAAGAAUCGUUUCAGUGAAUAUAUGAUGGUGUCAAGUUGUGUUUAUGUAAUGUAUAUGCAACAACCAUGUUGGAUCAUAUAAAUCACUCUUUUAAAGUGUUAUAUUGUUGAUGAGUCUAUUACCCACUUUCUUUAUUUCAUAAAAUUUGCUAUGAGUA
Molecule: messenger RNA, 1371 nt
Organism: Arabidopsis arenosa
Lineage: Eukaryota; Viridiplantae; Streptophyta; Magnoliopsida; Brassicales; Brassicaceae
Source: the annotation of a GenBank genome assembly